CGAUUCUGCCAUUUCAGGCUGUGGGGCAGAAGUUACAGUAUAACUGUUUUCUAUGAGGAAGGGGAAAUAAGUGACUCGCUCCAUAAUCUGAAAACUUCACAGUUGUAUCGAGGUAACCUUUAGGAAGUUAUAUAGAGCUUUUCAAAUAACGUGUAAUAUGGGGAACCGGGUGGCGCGUGACGAUUUUGAAUGGGUUUAUACAGACCAGCCACAUGCCGACCGGAGAAAAGAGAUUCUCGCCAAAUAUCCUGAGAUAAAAUCUCUCAUGGGACCUGACCCGAGGCUAAAAUGGAUUGUCUGCAUGAUGGUAGCCAUCCAGUUCCUGGCCUUUUACCUCGUCAAGGAUUUGGAAUGGAAGUGGGUCCUAUUUUGGACUUACGCAUUUGGAAGUUGCAUAAACCACUCCAUGACUUUAGCCAUCCAUGAAAUUUCCCACAACACAGCAUUUGGCAACAGUCGUGCGAAAUUGAAUCGCUGGUUCGCCAUGUUUGCCAACCUGCCCAUUGGUCUGCCGUACUCUGCCUCCUUCAAGCGCUACCACCUCGACCACCACCGCUAUUUAGGUGGGGACGGCGUGGACGUAGACAUCCCGACCGAUUUCGAAGGCUGGUUCUUCUGCACUCGAUUUCGCAAAUUUGUUUGGAUUAUCCUUCAGCCGCUGUUCUAUGCAAUUCGGCCUCUGUGUAUCAACCCAAAACCCAUCAGUCAGUUGGAGAUAGUGAAUGCAAUUAUUCAGUUCACAUUCAACAUUCUUCUCUACUGGCUGUUGGGCUCCAAGCCUUUGUUUUACAUGCUGGCUGGAUCAAUGUUGGGAAUGGGCCUUCAUCCCAUCUCUGGACACUUUAUUGCUGAGCAUUACAUGUUCCUCAAGGGCCAUGAGACCUAUUCUUAUUACGGAUCGCUGAAUCUACUCACUUUCAACGUAGGCUACCACAAUGAGCAUCAUGAUUUUCCCAGCAUCCCAGGACGAAGGCUCCCUCUAGUGAAGAAAAUAGCAGCAGAGUAUUACGAUGAUCUGCCAUGUUACACAUCAUGGUUGAAAGUCCUCUACGAUUUCAUCAUGGAUGACAAGCUGAGUCCAUACUCCCGUGUGAAGAGGAAGUUGAAAGGAGACCUCAAGUUGGAAUGAAUGGAUUUGAGUUAACCAAAAAUAAUUGCCGAGCCUCAGACUUGUACACACACCACCUACUAACUCCUUCAGUUACACAGUUAGCUUAGUAUUGUGUGAGAUGUCUUCAAAGUCUGUUUGUGAAAAUGGCAUCAUUCCUCCUUCCUUGGGUUUUCACACACUGCAGCUUUGUCGAGUACACAAUUCCUGUUUGUCUAGGAAAUUACCUUUCUGCACAUUUUAUUAUUUUUUUUUUUGUGUGUGAUCAUUUUUUUUCCUCGCUUCAACAAAUUUUUAACAUUUUCUUCAAAUCUAAACCUUAAUGCCACUGAUGUACUUAUAAGUUUAAGCACCUAGUCUUAAUGAACGAUGAUCAGAAACGAAACCUAAACGAAUACAUUUACCGCUCACCUUGACACAACAGACUGAUUUCUAUCAGUAAGUGACAAGUGUCCUGCCUUUAGUGCUUAUCACUGUCUGUGGAUUUUAAUGGGACAUUUCCCCCCCUCCUGUGUGACUAACGUGAGGAGUGUGCACUCAAGGUGUGGACCUGUACGAGUUCUCACUGCCCGAUAACUUAUCAUGGAUAUUUAUUCUUAAAUUUAGCUGGAGCAUUUGGAGAUGACCUUGCUUGCAAAAUAGUGAGUCACUGUGCGGAUUGGGUAACAAAUUUUAAACAAAGCCCGUUUGUGAUUUGUAAUCACAUGAUUUGUAAUUUUGGUAAACGGCUUAAUGCCGUUUAACGGGUUGGAGGAACGUUACCCGUGAGCGACCCUCAAGCUAUCCCGCACUUUAAAACUGGAGCUGACUAAUCCCAAACUUUAAUCACAUGUACAUGACCCGUUUCCUGAUCGCUACAUAUAGAAGUGUUAAGACUAAUCGGAACAUUGCACCUGUGCUGGCAGACCAAUCGGCUUUUAGGCGAGCGAUACGGCUUUAAAGUAAUAACACUUAAUAAUUUUGUGCACAGCCAUUGAUCAAGCAGUUGGCCGACUGACAUCACAUUCUUCAUUUGUGAUGCUUUUUCCAGGCUUGUAGCACAAACCCAAGUGUCUUCAGUGUAAAGCAAAAACAAGAGAACCGACCUGCGACUGUAACUGUUUACCAGGAAAAAUGCUGCGUUACUGUAUAAUUUUAUUUUUUUUAAAAAUGAAAAAACUGUCUUUUAAGUAUCAGUGAAAAGAUCAAUACGUGAAGAAAUAAAAUGGCUUCUAGAUUUAGGAUUGUUCUUUUAGCGAUUGUUAAAUCACUGAUUAUAUCAAACAUGCUUAUUAAAGUGUUAACCAGUUUGUAGCA
Molecule: messenger RNA, 2404 nt
Organism: Tachysurus vachellii
Lineage: Eukaryota; Metazoa; Chordata; Actinopteri; Siluriformes; Bagridae
Gene: degs1
Product: delta(4)-desaturase, sphingolipid 1
Exons: 3
Coding region: 158-1129 (323 amino acids)
Biological process (GO): ceramide biosynthetic process
Cellular component (GO): membrane
Molecular function (GO): sphingolipid delta-4 desaturase activity
Source: RefSeq, a predicted model, not a curated record